AUGAACCAGAAUCCGGCCGAUCACUGGCGGGGUCCUGGAGGUCCUCCUCAAGGCGAACCUCAGCCUCAGGCUAGACCCUACGCAAGCUUCGGUCCAAAUGGCCCUGCGCAACCACCGCAGCACGUCUUACCUCCUCCCGCGUCAUACCACCAGCAUCAUUCUCAACCUUCUGGAAGCCACAGCCUCUCAAUCGCAGACCUGACUCAAGGACCACCGAAUCACCAACAACAGCAUCAGUACAAUACCCAGCCUCCUCCGCCUCAAGCUCAGGGUCAUCCCAUGGGUCCACUCGGACAUUCGAUGCCUCAACAUUCUCCUCAGUACAUGGGCCGCGAGAGAGAACUCAGAGAGCUUCGUGAGCGAGAAAUAAGGGAGCAUGAGCUGAGAGAGAGAGAGAUGAGAGAACGGAACAAUAUUGAGCUUCAGAGACAGCGGGAUGAGAUGAUGAUGAGGGAGCGCGAGCGUGAGGCUCGCGAACGAGAUCAGUUGGAGCGUAUGCACCAGGAACAACAUCAGCAACAACGCCCGGUCCAGAGCCAUGCUGGGUCCAUCCCCAUCCAUCAGCCUGUGGCCUCCAAGGUGCAGAACUCCAUUCAUGGUCCGAAUGGUCUGUUGGCGAAUGGAGGCGCCGGAGCUGUUCCGCACAAUGGCGCAGCCCCGUCCGGCGGCAGCAGCCUCUUUGGAGGACCUGCGCAACAUGAAGCACAGAGACCCUCGCAAUACCUGCAUCAGCAAGUCGCGGCUCCUCCUACGCAGCAGCAAGGACAAGCCUUCAUGCCUGGUCCCUCUCCCAUGCCCGCACCCGCACAAUUGGCACACGGCCAACAACCCAUCCUGAACGAUGCACUCAGCUACCUCGACCAGGUCAAAGUUCGCUUCAGUGACCAGCCAGACGUGUAUAAUCGAUUCUUGGACAUCAUGAAAGAUUUCAAGAGCCAGGCCAUUGACACCCCGGGCGUUAUCGAGAGAGUGUCCAAUUUGUUCAAUGGUCAUCCAGCCCUUAUCCAAGGGUUCAAUACUUUUCUCCCGCCUGGCUAUCGCAUUGAAUGCGGGACCGAGGAGAAUCCCGAUGCUAUCCGGGUCACCACCCCAAGUGGAACGAUGACCCAGUCUCUUCAUAACAGAGGCCGCACACAGUUCGAACCUGCGCCGAUGGGUCAGAUGGCACAAGGGCAAGCAGGUCGUCAAGAUCCCUUCGAAAGUCGACACGGAUGGGGCCAGACUCUUGGAGCUUCACCGGGUUCAAGGCCAGCAGAAUUGCCUGGCUACAAACCCGCGUCGGGAGAGAGGCUAAUCGAUGAAGGUCCGGGUUCGAUGACCCAACAAGAACAGCGCAACGUAUCAACCCUCCAGAGUGCUGUGACGGCGGUGACAAACGGGAUAACGAGGCCUGCUUUGGCUGUUUCGCCUGGCCCGGGCCAGCAAGGCCAAUAUUCCCAACAGGGCGGCGCAUUUGGCGGCAACGCGGCGGCGCUCGGUGAGUUGAAACGCGGAGGCCCCGUCGAGUUCAAUCAUGCGAUCAGCUACGUUAAUAAGAUAAAGAACCGCUUUGCGCAGCAGCCUGAGAUCUACAAGCAGUUUCUUGAGAUCCUGCAGACCUACCAACGUGAAUCGAAACCCAUUCAAGACGUCUACGCCCAGGUUACACAACUUUUCGUUUCUGCACCUGAUUUGCUGGAAGAUUUCAAACAAUUUCUACCCGAGUCGGCCGCUCACGGCAAAGCGCAAGCUGCACGCGCAAUGGCGCAAGAGGAACAGACCAGCAACGUUCGAAACGAACCGCCCUACACUGCCGGGACAAUGCCUCAGGCGCAGACUCCAAGACCUACUUCUAAGAUGCCUCCCAUGGGCCAAUUUGAUCCACCCAGCACCAGUAAAGACAACAAGAAGCGCCGCGGGGGACCAGGGGCGUCACUCGUCAACCAACCUAGCGCCCAGCAGCCAUCUGGUGAGGCCAGUCUUCAGAACAAUCGAGCUGGACCGGUGCAAGUUGGCAACGCCAACAAGCGCCCGAAACUGGCAAACCAACGCCAGGCUCCUGCUGAGCCCGUUGUCACAUCGCCUACGCUUGUCCCUGCACCGCCUGAGCCACUCCCACCGUUCCCGAAUCUGUCAACCACCCAGGAGGAGCUUGGCUUCUUUGACCGUGCAAAGAAGCAGAUCGGCAAUCGUGCCAGUUAUGCCGAAUUCCUCAAACUCAUCAACCUAUAUACACAAGACCUUAUCGAUAAGUACACCUUGGCCGAUCGGGUUGGGUCUUUCAUUGGAGGCAGUCCAGAUCUGAUGAAUUGGUUCAAGAACUUCCUCGGUAUCGAGGAGCAAGAUGAGGUCACCGAGGCACGCGCUCGACCAGAUACCGGCCGGGUAAAUCUGUCGCAUUGUCGUGCUCUGGGACCCAGCUACCGCCAUCUUCCGAAGCGGGAGCAGAAUAAACCCUGCAAAGGCCGGGAUGGAAUGUGCUACGAGGUGUUGAAUGAUGUGUGGGCCUCUCAUCCAACAUGGGCUUCCGAAGACUCUGGUUUCGUCGCACACCGCAAGAACCAGUACGAAGAAGCUUUGCACAGAAUUGAGGAAGAACGCCAUGACUACGACUUCCACAUUGAGUCGUGCCAGCGGACCAUCCAGUUGAUGGAGCCUAUAGUUCAGCAGAUUGGUGUGAUGAACGACACAGACCGGGCCGCUUUUGUUCUGGCACCUGGCCUUGGAGGUUCCAGCGAGGCUAUUCCCAAACGGAUCAUAAUGAAGGUGUAUGGCCGCGAAGUGGGUGCCAGGGUCAUGCAAGAGAUGUUCGCACGUCCCACUGCAGUACUUCCCAUCGUUCUGACGAGACUGAAGCAAAAGCUUGAAGAGUGGAAGCAGGUCCAACGAGAAUGGGAAAAGGUGUGGCGUGAUCAGAUCAAUAAGCACUUUUGGAAGAGCCUUGAUCAUCAGGGAAUCAACGCCAAAAACCUCGACAAGAAAAACUUUCAGCAGAAGACGUUGACGAGUGAGAUUCAAGCCAAAUAUGAAGAGGCCAAGAAGAAUCGCGAGAAUGGACUCCCGGCAAAGAAACAUCAGCUCGAAUACCGAUUUGAUGAUCUAGAUGUCGUAGCCGACGCGGCACGCCUGAUACUCGUUGCCCUCGAGUCGGAGCGGAUCUCAUUCAACACUAGUGAGCAGGACAAACUCCGCGCAUGGCUUACGGAUUUUGUGAUUCGUUUCUUUGGUCUGGACCCCGAGAAAUUCCAGGAGCAAAUCGACACAGACGCGGCGAGAAAUCGAGAGCACGAUGAAGGUAUAGAUCUUCACGAAAGUGAUGUCCACGCUCCCACCAAAGGCAAAUCUCAACGCAAAUCAGACUGGCUUAGAAGGCUGGCGCUGGAGCGAAGACAUGGCAAAGAGGACAGCGUGGCGUCUGCUAGCAAAGAGUCGACACCUAUGCCCGGCGCCGUCAGUGAGAUGGAGUUGGAUGAAGACGUGGCAUCCUCAGAGGCACUUGAGACCCCUGGACGUCCAUGGAUCAACGUGGCCAACAGCGACACACCAGCACGCCAUCCAGCGCUGGAUGAACCAUACCCGCACACUACUUUCAAUCUCUAUGCGAACGCAAACAUCUACUGCUUUUUCCGGCUCUUUGAAACUUUGUACACUCGACUCCUUGCAAUCAAGCUCAACGAGCCGAAUGUCCACGAAGCUGUCGCAAGGUACAGAGGAUCCAGCCGUGGUGCAAAACCAGCCAUUGAGCUCCGGAUGAUCGACAAAGGUCCUGAAUACUUCUUCUUCAGCGUCGAUGGAAAGCAGAGCUAUUACAGCCAAAUCCUGCAAAUGUGCGAGGACGUUCUGGUGGGCACAGGCGACAUGAGUCAUCUUGAAGAGACGCUCCGGCGUUACUAUAACAAGAGUGGCUGGCAGCUUUACACCAUUGACAGGCUGGUUGGCGCCAUUCACCGCUUCAUCAUGAAUAUUCUCAGUGGUGACGCCAAAGACAAGAGUGUCGACAUCACAAAUUUGUUCAUGAAAGACAGGGAGCGUCCAGACACUACCAGGAAGCAGGAAAUACAGUACCGCAAGCAAGUCGAGCGACUAGCCAAGGACGGUGAGGUCUAUCGGAUCAGCUAUACACCCGAAGAUCGGGUCUGUACGAUUCGCAUGUUCCCGACAGAAGAAGCGACCUUUGACAACGACGCUCUUUCAGAUGAAGCUCGCUGGCAGUACUACGUCGCGUCAUACACCAUGAGCGACCCCACCGAAGGAGUUGAUCAGUCGCGCAUGCACAACCCCUUUUUGCGCCGAAACAUCGCUCCACAAAAUGCCCUCGUCGAAAUGGCGUAUCAAGAGGUAUACGGAGAUCUUUACCACUAUGACGAACAGACUGCAUUCAUUAGUCCCGAGUCCUAUAAGCUUUUCCUGCAAAAAGGGUUCUAUUUUGCCCAACACCAGGCACUUAGGCGGCCGAACGGCAAGACGUACGAGGUUGGCAAGAUUGAAGAAAGUGAGAAGUUCCGGGAGAAGUUCGUGCGCAACACUGCAUGGAUGAAAGACCAAAGAGCAGAAGACGUGGAGAGCAAGAAGGCCGCAUGGGAAAAGGGCGUCAAGGAAGGUUUUUUUGGCCCGGAGGAAUAA
Capronia coronata CBS 617.96 is the source of this 4602-nucleotide messenger RNA. RefSeq lists its product as uncharacterized. Gene Ontology annotation, biological process: negative regulation of transcription by RNA polymerase II. The record is from RefSeq and is a predicted model, not a curated record. Gene Ontology annotation, molecular function: transcription corepressor activity. The coding region runs from base 1 to 4602 and encodes 1533 amino acids. The transcript has 5 exons. Gene Ontology annotation, cellular component: chromatin; Sin3-type complex. Lineage: Eukaryota; Fungi; Ascomycota; Eurotiomycetes; Chaetothyriales; Herpotrichiellaceae.